Molecule: messenger RNA, 3276 nt
Organism: Medicago truncatula (barrel medic)
Lineage: Eukaryota; Viridiplantae; Streptophyta; Magnoliopsida; Fabales; Fabaceae
Exons: 5
Coding region: 1075-3000 (641 amino acids)
Biological process (GO): protein phosphorylation
Molecular function (GO): ATP binding; protein kinase activity
Source: RefSeq, a predicted model, not a curated record
CUUAUUUUCACACUAAUUUUCUUUUUCUGUUAAGUUCUGAUUAGUAUUCAGAUGAAGUGAUUUUUUUUUUUUCCAAUGUUCUUUUGGCUCGUUAUUUUUUUAUUAUUUUGAACUCUGAUUGUGUAAAAUAGUUGAUUGAAUAUGAUUAAUUUUGCAUGUUUUUGUGAUAUAUCUAUGAUUAUGAGAAGAUUGAGUAGAGUUUGAUUGUGCUGAUGAUAGCUUAAUUUACUGUAAUGUUAUGCAUGUAUCUGUUGACUUUCUUGUUGGUGGUUGAUGAGUGAUUUGUUUUUGUUUCUAUGUUAAAAAUGAAUAAUGGGCCUCUCAAUUGCUUAAAAAAUUCUCUUUUUGAGGGGUGUUUUAUAGGAUUUGAGUUCAGGGGCUAGACAUGCUUGACAUGAUUGUUUGAAAUCUUGUAUUUGUUACUUCUUAGAGUGGAAAAGAUAGUUUUUUUAAGCUCAGUUUAGUUCAACGAUCAUAGAAGUAGUAAUGCACUAGAUCCAUCAGAAUCUGCAGUUAAGCGUGUUUGGCCGAGAGUAGUACUAGGAUGGGUGACCUCCUGGGAAGUCCUUGUGUUGCACUUCAUCCCUCCAUUUUUUGCCAUGUGAUGUUUCUACAUUAUCUUUUUAUUUAUAGAAGGGGAAAAUGUCUUUCGGGAUUGUAAACAUGGGUAUCAAUGGCGGUCCUUUGUUUGCAUUUUAUUUUUUUAUUACAUUCAUAUUUGAUUUGUUCUGCUUUUGUAUCUUUACUUGAUAUCACUUCAUAGGUUUUGCUAUUGUAGUUUUGAUAUAUGGUUGAGUGUUAAGUUCAUUUGGGGUGGCAUGUUUGAAGAUAGUAAUUUGUUGACUUCUCAAUUUAUUUUGUAUUUACAUAUUUAUUCCGAGGCAAGAAAUGUUAUAUUUGUUAACAGAAUAAUGCAAAUUCGUCGACAUGCUUGCUUGUAGAAAUAAGUCAAUGAAGAUGUAUUUGGUUUGUUGUUGCUGAGACAACAAGGCUUGCAAAAUUGUUACUUGUAAACACCUUUUCUUUAUUAUGUAUUUUUGUGGUUACUUCAACUAGAAGUGAACUGCUGUAUGCAUGUGCAUGCAUGUUCCUAAGCUCAAUGGAAUGUCUAGAGAAGUCAUGGCUUCUUCAUCAGCUGCUUCUUUUGAUUAUGAAAUUUUGGAUAAAGAUACCGACGUCCCUAAAACGGCUGCUGUUCCGACCAAUCGCGCAAAUCCAUGGAUUGAACCUGAAACAUUGAAACUUCAGCACCGAAUUGGUCGAGGACCCUUUGGUGAUGUUUGGCUUGCAACUCUUCAUCAGUCAACUGAAGAUUAUGAUGAGCACCAUGAAGUUGCUGCUAAGAUGUUACAUCCAAUCAAAGAGGAUCAUGUGAAGAUUGUAUUGAAGAAAUUCAAUGAAUUAUACUUGAAGUGCCAAGGAGUUUCUAGUGUUUGCUGGUUACAUGGAAUUUCAAUGUUAAAUGGAAGGAUCUGCAUCAUUAUGAAAUUGUAUGAGGGUUCAAUUGGUGACAAGUUGGCUAGACUAAGAAAUGGAUGGAUCUCACUACCUGAUGUUUUGAGGUAUGGGAUCGAUCUGGCUCAAGGCAUUCUAGAGCAUCAUGCUAAAGGGAUCCUUGUUCUGAACCUUAAACCGUGUAAUGUUCUUAUCAAUGACAACGAUCAAGCGAUUUUGGGAGAUGUUGGUAUUCCCAAUCUUUUGCUUGGCUCUUCAUUCGUUAGCUCAGAUAUCGCUCAGAGGCUUGGAAGUCCUAAUUACAUGGCUCCAGAACAAUGGAAACCAGAGGUCAGAGGCCCUAUGUCAUUUGAAACGGAUUCAUGGGGAUUUGGAUGCACCAUUGUUGAAAUGUUGACUGGUAGUCAACCUUGGUAUGGAUGUCCUGUUGGUGGAAUAUACGGAUCAGUUGUUGAAAAGCAUGAAAAACCGCAUAUCCCAAGUGGCCUUCCUUCUCCCAUUGAGAAUAUCCUAAGUGCAUGUUUUGAGUAUGAUAUGAGGAAUCGACCUUUAAUGGUAGAUGUUCUGCGCGCCUUUAAAAGGUCACUGAAUGAACUGGCUAAUGAUGGAGGAGGAUGGAGAUAUCAAGGAAACAUGAAAGUAAUUCCAAAAUCAGGCAGCACUUACUACACCGAGUGGUUCCUCUCAAAGGAUCAACUUCAGGUGGGUGACAUGGUCCGAUCCAGAAAGCCUCCCAACUCAUGCAAAGCUCAAAACAUGAAUGUCCCAGACGGAACUGUCGUUGGCUUAGAACGUACUGCAGAUUACGGAUUUGUUUUAGUGAGGGUCCACGGUAUUCAUGACCCUAUAAGAAUUCAUACGUCAACUCUUGAACGCGUCGCAAAUGGCCUGGCAGCUGGUGAUUGGGUACGCGUGAAAGAUGAAAAGGAAAAGCACUCACCGGUGGGAAUUCUACAUUCCAUCAAUCGCAAUGAUGGUAGAGCUUCUGUUGGAUUUAUUGGGCUGCAAACUCUCUGGAAUGGAAACCCUUCAGAACUUGAAAUGGCAGAAUCAUUCUGUGUGGGCCAGUUUGUUAGGCCAAAAGAGAACUUGUUAAGCCCUCGAUUCGAAUGGCGUCGUAAAAGGGGAGGGGCCUCUGCUACUGGGAGGAUUUCAUGGAUACUACCAAAUGGGUGUUUGGUUGUCAAGUUUCCAGGGAUGAUGAGUUUUGGGAAUGAAUCAACCACCUUCUUGGCCGAUCCUUCCGAGGUUGAAGUUGUUGAUUUUAACACUUGUCCUGGGAUGGUAGAAAAGUAUCAACAUGUGGAGAAUCAUCACUGGGCUGUAAGACCUGUUCUAGUUGUACUUGGCAUAUUUACAGCUUUGAAACUUGGCAUAUUAGUUGGAAACAAAGUGAAAAGGUGCAAGAGGUUCAAAGCAGUAGAAAGCAAAAACCAAUAUGUUGAAGGUCAAAACACAAACAGUCCUACAAGGAUUAUAACCCAUGGCAACACAACAUGGGGGGUUCCUUCAGUUGCCAAUAUCCUUUUUAAAGAUGGUGCUUGACACUUCAUAUUAAGUGACUAAUGUGUUCAUCUUCUUCUAAUCAUUAGCUAGUGUUUGAUGCGGUGAAGCAAUUCUAUCAGCUGUACUUUCACACUAGUUUGAAGUUGAACAACAUUAGUUGAAAAUGGUAAUUAUACAUAAAUGAUGUAAGUUCUGACUCUGAAUGAAUCUAGAAAUUGUAAAUAUCCUUUAAAGGAUUAGCUCUGUAUAUAUAGUUUCAACAUAUGCUUUGCAAUGUGUUUAAUGAUGAUCUCAUGGUAUGCCUAUUGAAUUUAA